AUGGCUCCCAGAGGAAGAAAAAAGGUAAAUGCUUUUCACUGUUACAUAGGGUUCUUCAAGGUCAAGUUUGUAUGUAGCAGUAGUAGUAGGAGGCAUGAUCGUCCUGUUGUGGUUCUUGACAAAGAUGAUAUGUUUCUUUUACAUGGUCUUGAGUAUUUUGAAGUGAUUCGAUUGACUCUCAGACUGAUGCGAGAUGAUGCAGCUCGAGACGCUAUGAUUGAAUUUGGGUUUGAGAUUCGUCUUAUCAAUGAGACUAUCAAAGAAUUGCUAGAGCUGUAUAAUGAGAACGCAAAGUCAAACCCAUGGAAACUGAUCGAAGAAGGUGGUUACGCUGUGCUGCUUGAGAGAUUACUUGAAAAGCAAGCGGAACAAGAAAAGCAAUUGGCCUUACACAACAAAGAAUUGGCUGAGGAUGUUGAGGAAGGAAGAGACCAGAUUGGUAGCAGUUCGACUGCUUUGUUGGGAUAUGGUGCAGAUACAGGAAAACAAACUUGCCAAACUGAUGCUUUAUCAGUCACUAAUGAGGCGGUCAUGGACUCAACACCUGCAGCUUUUCAAUCAGCAGAAGCAACCGCAGAUUCUGUUGGAGUCACUAAUGAGGCGGUCAUGGACUCAUCACCAGCAGCUUUGCAAUCAGCAGAAGCAACAGCAGGUUCUGUUGGAGGUAGGAAAUUUUAA
Arabis nemorensis is the source of this 678-nucleotide messenger RNA. Lineage: Eukaryota; Viridiplantae; Streptophyta; Magnoliopsida; Brassicales; Brassicaceae. The record is from the annotation of a GenBank genome assembly.